This is a messenger RNA of Dermacentor silvarum, 4852 nucleotides long. Its product is annotated as nascent polypeptide-associated complex subunit alpha, muscle-specific form-like. NCBI's taxonomy places the organism in Eukaryota, Metazoa, Arthropoda, Arachnida, Ixodida, Ixodidae. The record is from RefSeq and is a predicted model, not a curated record. Bases 239 to 967 code for a protein of 242 amino acids. The transcript has a single exon.
CCGCGCGCAGUGCCGCCGUCGUGACGUCAUUGAGUCGUUCUCGCCUAUUCUAUGGUUCCGUGUUGGCGUACUGACCGUUCGACAGGCGAGCCCUUUUCGCGCUUUUGGAAUUAGCGUGCUGUAAGCAGACUACAUAUCAGUUCUGUAGUUUUGCACAACCAGCAGCCAUCGGUGCCGGGUCCUGGGCGUCAAGUUUGUACUGCCACGCAGCUACAGCCGGCGUUUGAAUACUCUCGGCAUGGGCUCAUCAGAGUCGGAGGCAGCGCAGCAAGGCAUGUUCAACGCAAAGGGUGUUACGCUUAUAAUAGAGGCCGUCAACGGACUCGUGAAAUCGCCAGAGCCAGAAAUCCGCAUUCUCAAUACGCCAAAGAUCAGCCUGAGCAACAUGAAGUCCCGUAUCGACGCAGCGUUAAUGGUGUCGGCUGGGUCGUCCAAUGCCAACCAGCAGCCGCGUCCUUCCGAAGAAGACGCGGCGGCGUCGCCAGGUCCGUCUCGGCGCAGUGGCAGGACGUCCAUUCCUCGCGAACAAUCAGCUCAGCCGGCGCCCAAGAAGGCCAGAGUAGAUCGCCCCGAGCCGCAGAGUGAGCCCAAAACCGGCAGCGACACUCCGCGAUCGCUCCGCAGCGGGCGCAGCUAUGUGAAUGAUUCGCCGACUGCUCUGAAAACGACUAUCGUGCUGACCAAAAAGACUGCGAACGCCGGCGCUGCGACACCGGCGACUGCUAAGCACACAGCAGCAGUAGUGGAAGAGCCUGCUGCACCAGAAGCAUCGGCGCCGACACCGGCGUCACCGUCGCCACCGCAAGUGCAGAAGCCCGCCAAGCAAGCCACACAAAAGGCGGGUUCCUCGAGCUCGCGGUCAAAGCAAGACCUGGCAGAGCCACUUCCUGACCUCUGGCACAUCUCGCCCAAGAUAGCGGAAGAAAUGAAAAGUAUUGCAUUCCGACAUUUCCAUUUCUCCAUCUGACUGAGCGCGUGCCGAGCUUUCAAGGAUUUUAUUUCUUUCGUUUCGUUUCUAAGUGCCGAAUGUUCUUGUCCUCAUACUCGCUGUCGUUUGUAAUGCGGCUUUUGAAAAAAAGAAAAAAAAAAAAACUUUCACUGGCCCAGCUUGGGUUUUAGCAACAUUCUGCCCCCGACCGUGCACAUGUGUUUAUUUCAUUUCACGUCAGCGGUUUUAAAUACCCAAGUAGGUGACUGAGAUUUCAUGCAAACGUUUUGGAGUAGGCGUGAACUCUCUCAGCCGCAUUUGUAAGGAAUUUUGAAGAAAAAUAAAAUGCACUGGAAGAAGGAGGUACAAUGUUUUAUAUCAGUUUAGUCACAAAUACUGUAAUCGAUUGAUUUGGAUGUAUGAGCAGUGUUGAGCCUAAUGAAGCAGAAUUUAGUGUUCAUGGAAUCUGAGUAAGUACAAAGAAUUUCACUGCUUGGCUUUACUCUCUGGCUUCAUUUUACAGUCUUCCGUGAUAUAUUCAUGCAGAACUUCAGUUUCAUUGCAUCAAGUGCUCAGAAUAGCAGAUGCUCAGCUAAUGCUCUCGCAGCAAUGUGACAUGCAGUUAAGUCUGCAAACAAAAAUGUGUGGGAUUGGUACGGUGUGUACUAAAGAAGCUUAAUCAACAAAAAGUCUGUGCAGCAAUAUGCAAUCCAAGACGUUUCAUCAGGUUUCAGAUUUUAUGGUAGUAUGUAUUCACAAGUGGGGCUCGAGCAUUUCAAUUUUUCUCAUUGUGUUGGUGUGAUGUUACAGGGCACAAUAUGCCAUACAUCAAUAUGGGGACAUAUUCUGAAACCUUCCACUUCAGCGAUAGUUCGCCUAGGCGACAAUUUCGCCUUCAGGUGCGCGCUGAUUGGCUGGUUAAGCAAAAUUGAAUGACGUUGGGCUCAACCAGCCAAUCAGCGCGCGCCUGAAGGCGAAAUUGUCGCCUAGGCGAACUAUCACCGAAGUGGAACGUUUUAGAAUACGCCCCCUGAUGGCUGUAACAGUAAGGUGGACUCUUGUGGCUCUAGCAACAUGUGCUACUUUGUCACACUCUGAAAAUGAUUGGCAGUUGUGCUUGAAUGGUACUGAUGCAAACUGUUGCUCAAGUGAAUGUUAUGUUUUAAGUUUCUCAACAAAAGUCACAUAUUACUGACCCUUGUGCACAGGUCAAUAAAUGGUGUGUGUGCUAGGGUCAAAUACAUUAUAUAUAUAUAACUGCGGACAGUCGCACACCUGAAACUUGACUGCUUUUGCAACUGUUCAUAUUUGCUUACGUAAGUUGUAUCUGCUUCUCUUGCAUGAUGUGCUGCAUUGUGGUGCUUUUUUAUUUUUUUAACAGGUGUAUUGUGAGUACAUGUUGAAUAAUCUUGGCACAGGUUAGCUUCUGUCUUGUGAAAACCAAAGCAGAAAAUAUGAGCCUGUCAUUAAGAUGUUGCAGGCACCAAGGCAGCACACUCACUGAUAACGGGUUAAGUGUAUGUCUAGAUAUGCCAGCAUGUAAAUGCAGUAGUGAUGUCAUGAAGGUGCUAUUUUCACUUCUUUUGUGUGUAUGACCCAGUACAGCAUACCAUGGUUCAGUUAUUAUUUUUUUUUUUUGCACAUGUAGCAUUUUAUUGUAACCAUAAGUCAUUGUUACACAUUGAGUUUGUGGUAUACGAUGUAAUCAAUUUAGGUCAAGUGGUGGCUCUCGUGGUCAUGGGCUGGCAGCUGUUCAGUGUAUUAGAUAACUUCAAAGUUGAUGCUGUCCUUUAACAAAAAUGAUGCCCACAAGAAUGAAAGGAUAUAAGGUGUCCUGUUAACGAUGCAUGUGGUAAUUAUAACCAAAUAUUUGUACAGCUGAAUGCUUGUGAAGGGGUAAUAAAGAAAAAUAUUACAUUGAGGUAGUGUGGUAGAUUACACUUCUGGAAAACCAUAUAGGUGGCAUUUGCAAAACUAGUGGAGGCCUUCAGUAUUAUGGAAAAACAACGGCAAAAUAUGGUGCUGAUGCUCAGAAAGAAUCCAAAUACAAUAAAAGCAUUGCUAAACCUGCAACAUGUUACCUAGCAGUGGACAUUUGGCAUGAAAUAAAAAAUGAAACUGACUUUGCUAAUAAGCUUUCUUCACAGAACAUCUCCAGUUAGUUCUGAAAGAGUUACCUACUACUGUAGCUUUAUCAAGUAUCUCCCUUUAAUGUUACUUUGAAAAGUGAGUGCUAUGUUUUGUAAAGGUUGAGAGUAUUUUAACUGAAGAUGAACUUGUUGAACCACAUAGUUGGACUUUCCUGUGGUUGUCAACAUAAUAGUGCUUUAACUGGUGCUUGCUUUGGUGUCCUUCUAAAAGGUGUUCUGCAUACACUAUUUGCAGGGUGACAGAAUUACUGUGCCUUCGAGUUAAAUGGGUACUGACAUAUUUUAGACAUUUCAUUUCUUGUGUUUAAUUAAAGUCCUAUUAAACCCGAGAAAAAUAGUGACAAGUCUCAGAGCACUGUAAAUAAUUUAAUGUGAUAGCUUUUCUACAGCAAGGUUCAGAUUUGUUUCCCAGAAGGAUAUAGUGUUGUCACAUUUUGACACCUGCUCUGACUCGCUCAGUUGCUUCGUAUGCUGCCACUCAUUGUGAAAGCCAAUGUAGCAGACAAUGGACGACCAAGUGAGCCGGAGUGAGUGUCACAAUGUCGCCCUGUCCUGCUUCCAUGUGACCACAUACUUGCGUCAUGACGUCACAACUUGGUAUAAACGAUGCUGAACUGCCUGUUGGAAACCUAUUAAGUUAUUUAGAAUGCUGGGAGACUUGACAGUACUCUCUGUGGUGUUUAGCGGUACUGGACCUUCAUUGAAAGCAAAACACACACAAAAAAAAAAAGGCGGACAUAUUGUCAGUACCCCUUUAGGUGAAUACUAUCUGUGUGUGGUGAUACGAGUGCCUUAAAGGGGCCCUGAAACACUUUUUGAACAUGGUAAAAAAACAUUGCGAAUGUUUAAACGAGGCUCCUAUGAACAUGUGAGCCAAAUCAUUAUUGUACUGCAUGCAGCAGGGAAUUUACAUACUUGUGUCAAAAGUAGUGAGCAAGCAGUUGCUUGCUCUUGCAUCCGCAAUGUUGUCAUCGAAAGCAGUUGGCCCAGCAAUGCGCUAUUGGCUGAUUUUACAAUCGUGAGAACAUUAUCAGUAAUACAUAAUUGCUAAUUUUGAGUUAAGUAAAUGAAAAAUGUAUAUGUCUGCGACCUCAAAAAGACAGAGAAAUCAUUUUAUCUUUGCACUGCGCGUAGCAGCGUCCUGCGUAGCGUAAUCUACCGUGGCCGCCACAUGGUGCCGUGACACUCAACUUUUGGCCGGGGCUUUGCCCUCUUGGCUUCUCCGCUGUGUAGCUUCCAGCAUGCUAGCAGAGAUGAAAAGAGAGAAAGCCAGGUAUCGGUGCGAUGACUCCAUUUACAGUUGAAGGAUGGCGAAAAACUUUAGCAGCGCAAGAUUCGUGAGCCGUCGUACUAUAAUAGUGAGGCCAUGAUUAGUUGAAAAAGUGUGUCAGGGCUUCUUUAAAUUUUAGUACAACCAGUGCCUUUCAGGUAUAAUUCCAACAUUUCAUGUUCUUUUUACCAUGUUGUACCAGUGUUUAUAAUGGGUAACACUGUUUGUGAAGUGUGUUUAUAAAGUCAAUGAGCACAGCUGCAUUUUAUGUAUCUCUCAUCCUGAUGUUUGAUUUGCUGGGUCACAGUGCUUAGUGUGCACAGGAGCAUGCAGUAUUGACACAUUUGGGAGCUGAGAUGCAUUCCAAGCAGAAUAUCUGUAUACUACAAGCAGACGUAUUAUCUUUUUCUGCCAUUGUACUUUUAUUGUUCUGGCAUUUUGAUGCAUCAUUUUCACUUUUACACCAACUUUAAAGGAACAAAAAAUAAACAUAAUUGCACAGUU